AUGGCCGACCAACAGCUUCACCACCUCCGCAACAAGUCCGCCGGCGCCCGCGUCGUCGUCGUUGCAGAGCACCACCAGAACACCCAAACGCCCACGCCCGCGCCCGCGCCCUCCCGCCCAACGCUGCCCGCCCGCACGUACUCCGCGCCCGCGGGGGAACUGCCCCGUCACGUCCGGGCCUCGAAACAGCCCGAUGUCGCGAUUGCGCAGAUUGACGAGCGCCGUCCCCUGUCCCCUUCUGACGAGACUCCCGACCGAAACCCUAAUGCCGCUGCGCCGCCGCUGGUGACCAUGCCGCCGCCGCCCACGCCCACGCCCAAACUCCGCCUGCCGCAGGUCAACAUGGCGGUGGUCGGCACACGCGGUGUCGGCAAGUCGACGUUCGUCAAGUACGCGCUGGACCUGAAGCAGACACCGAUUGCGCGCUCAUCCGUCAAGAAGAUGUCGCUGGACGGCACCAUCUACCUGGUGCGCGUGCUGGAGAUUGGCAUCCACAAAAUCGACAUCGACGAUACGGGCCGCAUCACUUGGCCGCGCGCGCUGGGCGAGCAGGCCCUGCCGCCCAUCGACGGCGUGCUCGCCCUGUUCGACUCCGCCGACCCCAGCAGCCUGACCCAGCUCUCCGAGCUCAUCGGCGCCCUGCGGAGAUCCAGUAAUAUCCCGUUUCUGGUUGUGGCCUGCAAGUGCGACACGCCGCGACACUCGUCCCAGCACGACCCGGCCGUGCUCGAGCAGGCGAACCGGCUACUGGCCGGCACCGACGCCAUCCAGACGUCCAUCCGCGUCAAGGAGUCGCACAAGAAGUGCAUCUCGACCGUGUUGCGCGCGAUUAUUGUGCGUUCGUCGGAUGUAGCGUUUAAGAAAAAGCACUCCCCCUCAAAGACCCGAUCCACUUACAGCACCGUCCCACCUCGCCAAAACGUUUAUUCGAGCCGUCACCACACACGAGCCCAAUCCGAAAUCCCCAAGAGCUCCCACCUCACCACCCCCGCUGAUCCUUACGCCGACGGACUUGAUCCGACUCUGGCUGUCAACGUCCAUGGUGCAAGAUAUGGUCGCAGCAACUCGCACCCUGUUCCACCAAGGACACCUCCGGGGAGUCGGAUAACUCGUGCCUCUGCUGUCACCGUCGACCCUGUGCCCGAAGAGUCCUCGCCCCCCCGCCUCGCUCCGCCCCCGAAAUUCCCGUCGCAGUGGAGACACAGCGCCAGCUCCAACGCCUUCAAUUCGUUUCUGGACAUGGAGGACGAGGGAGACGAUUCGCCCAACCCGCUGGCUAGCCCGGUCAGUCUGAACAAGACUGUGAAGGGGAAGGUAGAAGAGCGUGGUUUCACAUUUGGCGAGCUGGUGGAUCGACUCCUGUCCAUGCCUCAGACGAAGCAAGAUGCGAAGUUUCUACCCGUCUUUUUGUGCCUGUAUCGAAAAUUUGCCGUGCCUGGCCGGCUUUUGAUGUCGAUUAUUGCGCGAUUUGAAAAGAUCAAUACCAGCGAUGCACCACGUUUAAAACGAUAUGCGGAUCAAUUAUCUAUUCUUAAUGUUCUGGCGCAGUGGGUGUCUGAAUACCCCGGGGAUUUUGCCGAUGCAAAGACCCGCAAACGGCUUACGACCUUUAUCGCUGACCUCGAAAAACACAUGGUAUUUGCCUUCGCCGCGAAGGAGAUGAGCUCCUAUCUUGAAAAAUUUGUUGAGGAUGAUGAUAUUGCGUGGGCUUUUAUAACAGAAAAGAGUGAAUGCGACAACUUGGAAACAUUUUUAGAUAUAUCUGAUCAGAGCUCCCCUACGACCUCCAUUUCCCAGAGCGCGGACGAGAUGGCCCUGUCCGUGGCGACGAUAGACCUGAAUGAGGAAAACGUCGACCAUUCGUCUCAGUGCUCUAACCCUUCGAAUUCAUCAACAAUAAAUAGAUGCGGAAGCAUUUCUAGCCAGUCGUUAAAAACACUAAUGACCACGGAAGUCGCACAGCGCGAGGCACGGCGGCUUGAGAUACUACCUCGACACUCCCUUGGCAAAUCACAAUGGCGGAUCUUCAUCGAAACGCCGGACGAGGAUUUCGCGCGAGAGAUCACCCGGAUAGACUGGGUCAUGUAUAGCUCCUUCACGCCGCGAGAACUGGUUCGGCAUGUGGGAACCAGCUCCGAAAACAAGGAAAAGCCGUCCAGCCAUUUGGAGAACGUCAAUAGAAUGAUUAAGGGGUUCAACCAUCUCGCGUACUUUGUUGCGAGUAUGGUUUUACUCAGAGAUAAAGCAAAACAUAGGGCUCAGGCAUUAGAAAAAUUUGUUAAUGUCGCAUGGCACCUACGCCAAAUGCAUAAUUACAACUCCCUUGGAGCUAUAAUUGCGGGGCUUAACGGAACUCCGAUCUACCGAUUAGCACAGACGCGAGAGCUCGUCUCGCAGUCUGCCCAAAAGCAUUUGAUGAGUUUAGUUAUAUUAAUGGGCACCCAAAAGAGCCAUUUCGCUUAUCGACUGGCCUGGGAGAACACCUUCACCGAACGAAUCCCCUUCCUCCCGCUUCAUCUGCGCGACCUGGUGUCGGCCGAGGAGGGCAACCGGACCCUCAUCGGCGAUCGCAUCAACUGGCGCAAGUUUGAGGUCAUGGGCGAUGUCAUUCUUGGAGUCCAGCAGAGCCAACGGACGCCCUUCCCGACGUUCAGCGCUAAUGAAACGGUGCGCCGCCUGCUUCUCGAAGCGAGGUUCACCGGUGAUGAGGAGGAAUUAUACAGUCGGAGCUUGACCGUGGAACCCUCCGCUGUCAUCGGUGGCGGGCAUGAUACCAAGUAUAAGCGCUUCGUCUGGCGACGAAACUGA
Ophidiomyces ophidiicola is the source of this 2808-nucleotide messenger RNA. RefSeq lists its product as uncharacterized. Bases 1 to 2808 code for a protein of 935 amino acids. NCBI's taxonomy places the organism in Eukaryota, Fungi, Ascomycota, Eurotiomycetes, Onygenales, Onygenaceae. Gene Ontology annotation, biological process: positive regulation of GTPase activity; Ras protein signal transduction. Gene Ontology annotation, cellular component: plasma membrane. Gene Ontology annotation, molecular function: guanyl-nucleotide exchange factor activity. The record is from RefSeq and is a predicted model, not a curated record. The transcript has 6 exons.